UACUCACAAACCAUCACCUUCUUCAAGAUCCACUUCACCAACUUUCUUUAACUCAACUGAACAUGACCUAUUCUACUUGUUCACACCUCAUAUUACAAUCUACUUUCAUUUCAUCAACCUUAUCAAAUUCUUAAGCCCUGGUCAUUCAAAUAACCUUGAUUGAUUCCUAUCUCUUUUUCUUUGUUCAUCAUGGCUACCCUUCUCCAAUUCUUUUAUCUGUUAAUCUUCCUUUUAAUCCCAGUUUCUUCCCAGCUUGACCAGCUCUUGUAUGCUGGAUUCAAGGAUGUGGGUGCAAACAAUCUAACCUUGAAUGGAGUAGCAGAAAUAGAGAAAAAUGGAAUACUGAAAUUGACAAAUGAGACAAGCAAAUCAAAAGGCCAUGCUUUUUACCCAUUUCCUUUUCAGUUAAAGAACUCUAGCACUGGUAAAGUUUUCUCCUUUUCUUCCUCAUUUGCUCUGGCUAUUGUCCCUGAAUAUCCCAAGCUAGGUGGCCAUGGCUUGGCUUUCACAAUAUCAACUUCUAAGGAUCUUAAAGAUUCUCUCCCUAGUCAGUAUCUUGGUCUCCUUAAUUCCAAAGAUGCUGGCAAUUUCACCAACCAUCUUUUUGCUGUUGAGUUUGACACUGUUCAAGACUUUGAGUUUGAGGACAUUAAUGAUAACCAUGUUGGAAUUGACAUCAACAGCUUGCAAUCCAAUGCUUCUGUUACCGCAGGUUAUUACACUGGUGACUCAACAAAACAAGAUCUCAACAUCAAAAGUGGGAAACCGAUUCUGGCUUGGGUUGAUUAUGAUUGUGAACAGAAUCUUAUCAGUGUUACACUUUCUCCAGAUUCAUCCAAACCCAAAAAGCCAAUCUUGUCCUUUCAUGUGGAUCUCUCACCAAUUCUUCAUGAUACUAUGUAUGUUGGGUUCUCUGCAUCAACGGGUUUGCUUGCUAGCUCCCAUUACAUCUUGGGUUGGAGCUUUAGAAUCAAUGGACCAGCACCACCCCUUGAUCUAUCUUCUCUCCCACAACUUCCACAACCAAAGAAGAAGCAAACGUCUCUGAUAACAGGGGUUUCUGUCACAGUGGCUGUUAUUGCUUUGUGUUCUAUAUCCAUUGGCAUUUACCUCUUCAGAAAAAUCAAGAACGCUGAUGUGAUAGAAGCAUGGGAGCUUGAAGUUGGGCCACACAGGUACUCUUAUCAAGAGCUCAAGAAAGCUACAAGAGGUUUCAAGGACAAAGAGCUACUUGGGCAAGGUGGUUUUGGCAGAGUUUACAAAGGAACAUUGCCAAAUUCAAAGACCCAAGUAGCUGUUAAGCGAGUUUCACAUGAAUCUAAACAAGGUCUGAGGGAAUUUGUGUCUGAAAUAGCCAGCAUUGGCCGGCUUCGCCACCGGAAUUUGGUUCAAUUACUCGGCUGGUGUCGCCGCCGCGGUGACCUCCUACUUGUGUAUGAUUUCAUGGCUAAUGGGAGCUUGGACAAGUACUUGUUUGAAGAGGCAAAAAAUGUACUAAAUUGGGAACAAAGGUUCAAGAUAAUAAAGGAUGUUACUUCAGCACUUCUGUAUCUACAUGAAGGCUAUGAGCAAGUGGUGAUACAUAGAGAUGUGAAGGCUAGCAAUGUGUUGCUAGAUUUUGAACUCAAUGGAAGAUUAGGUGAUUUUGGAUUAGCAAGGUUGUAUGAACAUGGUGCUAACCCAAGCACAACAAGAGUGGUGGGUACCUUAGGCUAUUUGGCACCUGAGUUGCCUAGAACAGGAAGGGCAACUACAAGUUCUGAUGUUUUUGCAUUUGGUGCACUUUUGCUAGAAGUGGUGUGUGGGCGUAGGCCUAUUGAGCCUAAGGCAUUACCAGAAGAGUUGAUUUUGGUGGAUUGGGUGUGGGACAGAUACAAAGAAGGAAGAAUACUUGAUGUGGUUGACCCAAAACUAAAUGGUAAUUUUGAUGAAAGGGAGGUGAUGAUGGUGUUGAAAUUGGGGUUGAUGUGUUCCAAUGAUGUGCCCAAUGCUAGGCCUAGCAUGAGGCAAGUGGUGAGGAGUUUAGAUGGAGAAGUUGAGUUGCAAGAUGACUUGAAAAAACCAGGAGAUAUAAGUCAAAGGGGUGAUGGGUUUGAUGAGUUUGUGGACUCACUUGCAUCUUCUUCUUUUGAUAAGAUGAGCUCAAGCUCCUAUCUUGGAUAUAGAGACAUGGAUACUAGUUUUCUUUCUUUUGCUAAUUCACCUCAGUCCCUUCUCCAUGGUAGAGGACAAACAAGGUGAAUCUACAUUAUUCUGAGACAGGCUUUCUUUGCUUUUCUCUUCUCACUCAAGAAAUGUUUGUUUUAACAUCCCAUGAUGUCUCAAUUAUAGAAAGCU
Molecule: messenger RNA, 2337 nt
Organism: Gastrolobium bilobum
Lineage: Eukaryota; Viridiplantae; Streptophyta; Magnoliopsida; Fabales; Fabaceae
Product: L-type lectin-domain containing receptor kinase S.4-like
Exons: 1
Coding region: 190-2241 (683 amino acids)
Biological process (GO): protein phosphorylation
Cellular component (GO): plasma membrane
Molecular function (GO): protein kinase activity; ATP binding; carbohydrate binding
Source: RefSeq, a predicted model, not a curated record